AUGGGUUUAGAGAAUUCUUCUGAACACUCUACUAUUCGAACCCUCACCAUUGAUGAACAGAAUUACAUAUUUCUCAAGUGUACUGAAACAGAUAAGAAGGGGAACAGUUUUGGCCUUGGACAACUGCAAGAGCUCGAGGCCACACGUAAAAGAAAAAAAUUAUAUGCAAGCUCUGAUUCGUCAUCUCUUGUAGAGAUCCAAGAGGAACUUUGA
This is a messenger RNA of Arabis nemorensis, 213 nucleotides long. The record is from the annotation of a GenBank genome assembly. Lineage: Eukaryota; Viridiplantae; Streptophyta; Magnoliopsida; Brassicales; Brassicaceae.